AUAUUCUAAUCAAUGGAUUAUUUGCAAGAGAUUAACCAAAGUCUACAUAAUUUGCGCGAAACUAAUAAGCAAUUAAAACAAAAGGUGAGCCAAAGUAACCACGAUUUGGCUGAACUCCGGGCAGUGAACAUUGAACAGCACAGACGUAUUGAGCACUUGGAGGCACUAAUUGCUAGUCAAUCAAUGAUAAGCGCUAAUAAUGACGACGAUUAUCAUAGCAAUGAGAGCUCAAUCAAACGUGUGUUAAAUGGGGCUAAGCAUUCAAAUGACAUACAAGUGCUGGACUCGUGCGACUACAAUGACCCUCACUUUGAGCGCCAGGUGUCCGAACUGGCCCUACAGGCGGUGCGCAUACAGUUCGCCGACUAUACAGAAAUGGCUGACUAUUUAAAGCAAGAGAUUCGGUCCAAAACUGGGACAGAGUGUCUGGUCGGUACAGGUGUGGCCGAUUUUAUGCGUGAAGAAUUAUGUAAUCGUUAUGAUAAAUUAUAUGGCAAUCAUUGGCUGGUGUCGGUGGGUGUGGGCCAUCACUUUGACCAUUCAUAUGGCACCCGUAGUGGUAAACACAGCAAGUUUAUCGACUUUCUGAUCAAUGAAUUACGGAUUACAGUGUUUCAAGUGUGA
Molecule: messenger RNA, 624 nt
Organism: Medioppia subpectinata
Lineage: Eukaryota; Metazoa; Arthropoda; Arachnida; Sarcoptiformes; Oppiidae
Source: the annotation of a GenBank genome assembly